AUGUUAGGCGAAUGGUUGCUUUCUGUCGCAGUGUCUGUGAGGAGCAGUCGAGUCUUCAUGGGGUUUCUGUUGCAAGCACGCACAGUGGCUGAUCACUGGAUAGCUGGCACCUUUGUCUUCACUCGCCAUUCUAAACUGAUGGCUUGUUUUGAAGAGGCAGACACCGUCACUCACUCUGACAAGUCUGUGAAGAGGAAACUCUUGUUCAUGUGGAAAGCCCCUCCCCAGUCUAUGGGGACAUUAGAUCCCUGUAAGAGAGCACAUCUCUCAGUGGUCGAGUCAUACUUUGCUUACUGGGCCAGGACUGAAUCGUCUGUUGUGUCUCAGCAUAGUGGAGACCCUUCUCCCAACCCCCACUGCGUGCAGCUGGGGUCACCAGCGAUCACCUCGUGGCGGAUGCCAGAUGCUGCUGAAAGAACUGCGCCAGGUCCCUGUCCCUGGGAAACAAGCAAACCACACCUGCCCCAGCAGCUGCAGCUGCCUCCAGGGAUGGCGGUCACAAGAGGGACCACGCACUUUCAGCUUCUGCGGCAACAAACGGGCUUUAUUAACUCACUAUAUGAAUCAAGUUGGCCUCCCAGGGUGAGGGCAGUUAGAACCAUGCUGUGAAACCAGGAGACGGGCACACACCUUCCUGGAAGAAUGCUGUGCUGGCAGUAAGCACGAUGUUUGAUGUUUCAGCGUUCCCUUGGAUCUGUGAAGCUGAGUGCCACGCCCUCCUGCUUCUCCUCCUCCUCUUCUCCCUUUUCCUCCUCCUCUUCCUCCUCUCUUCCAUCCCCCCUUUUUUAUCAUGCUGUAAAACCCCACACAAUAUGUGUUAGAUAGAAGGGCCUCAACAUCACUAUGUAGCCAAAGAUGACCUUGAACUUCUGAUCAUCUUGCCUCUAUUUUCUAAGUACUAGGAUUACAGACGCUCACCACCACGCCUAUUUAUCCAGUACCUAGGGCUUCAUGCAUACUAGACAAGCAACCUACCAGCUGAGUUAUUCCCCUAGCCCUUCAUCCAGUGAUCAUUUCCAUACUAGGCAGAAGGCGCUUUGCAGCCUAGACUGGAGAGGAGAAUGGGGAGUAAGAGGGUGUCUCCCGAGGAAUCCACCUUUUCCCACUUACCUGCCCGUGAUUUUCCAUUUCAUUGCCUGUGGUCUUUUGAAAAAGGAAAUA
Psammomys obesus (fat sand rat) is the source of this 1161-nucleotide messenger RNA. It is a transcript of the gene Reeld1, whose product is annotated as reeler domain containing 1. Gene Ontology annotation, molecular function: oxidoreductase activity, acting on metal ions. The transcript is spliced from 3 exons. The coding region runs from base 1 to 609 and encodes 202 amino acids. Lineage: Eukaryota; Metazoa; Chordata; Mammalia; Rodentia; Muridae. The record is from RefSeq and is a predicted model, not a curated record.